AUGUUAUCAAGGACUCGAUUCUUUUUCACUAAGAAUACUUCUGUAUUAAAGACCUUAGCUCAAAACAAGGGAUGUAAAUUAACAUUACUUCCAACUAAACAAUCAAUAUUUCAACUGUUUAAAACCUCAAGAAUAUGUCCAACUACUUCUAAGAUAACCAAUUCAUGGAAAUCUUCAAGUGUAACUUUCAAGAGAUCAUACUCAACUGGAGCUACUACUAGUGCUAUUAAAGCUACUGCUGAAUCAAACUCCGUUCCAAAACCAAGUGUUUCGGAUUAUUCCAAAUCAGAAAAUCCAAAAGUAACUUCAAACAGAAUAGUAGGAUAUUGGUUAAUCGGAACCUCGGGAUUAGUCUUCGGGAUCGUCGUACUUGGAGGAUUGACAAGAUUGACCGAAUCGGGACUUUCAAUCACCGAAUGGAAACCCGUCACCGGAGCAAUUCCACCAAUAACUCAACAAGAUUGGGAAGAUGAAUUUUCUAAAUAUAAAGAAUCUCCUGAAUUCAAAUUAUUAAAUUCUCAUAUUACUUUAGAAGAAUUUAAAUUUAUUUUUUAUAUGGAAUGGGGACAUCGAUUAAUGGGAAGAUUUAUUGGGAUGUUUUUCAUCUUGCCGGCAGUUUAUUUCUGGACUACCAAGAGAUUCACGCCACAUGUUACGAAAAGAGUGAUUGGAUUGACUGGAUUGUUAGGAUUACAAGGUGCGAUUGGUUGGUGGAUGGUUAAAUCCGGAUUAGAUGAAGAACAAUUAAAAGAAAGAAGAUCAAUCCCAACUGUUUCACAAUAUCGUUUGACAACUCAUCUAGGUGCGGCUUUUUUGAUGUAUUUAGGGGUAUUAUGGACUUCAAUGGAAAUCUUAAAUGAGAAUAAAUAUUUGGAAUUGGCUAAAAAGAGUCAAGAUAAAUUAUUAAAGAUUUUUAAUCUUUUGAAAUCAAGUAAGAUUAAUCGAAUUCGUGCAUUUGGAUAUGGAUUAUUGGGAUUGACUUUCAUAACCGCCAUGUCAGGUGGGAUGGUUGCUGGAUUAGAUGCUGGUUUGAUUUAUAAUACCUUCCCUCAUAUGGGAGAAGAUUGGAUUCCAUCAAAGGGAGAAUUAUUUUCUCCACUUUUUGCAAGAAAGGAAGAUUUAUCUGAUUUAUGGUGGAGAAACUUAUUAGAAAACCCAACCACUGUCCAAUUAGUCCAUCGUAUUUUUGCAACAACUACUUUUUUUGUUGCUUUGUGGGGACACUUCUACGUUUCGAGAAAUAAGAAGAUUAUACCAGAAGCAGCCAGAAAGGCAAUGCAUGUCGUUAUGGGAGUUGCAACAGUACAAGUUGCAUUAGGAAUUACUACCUUGCUUUAUUUAGUGCCAAUUAAUAUCGCAGCUGCUCAUCAAGCUGGUGCUUUGGCACUUUUGACUGCUUCUCUUGCCUUUUCGGCCAAAUUGAAGAGACCAAGACCACAAAUUGAGUUACAAGUUGGUCAAAGUUUAAAGAAUUUUACAAAUAUAGCCAGACAACAAACCCAGAAACAAAUCCUCGCACAAGCUCAACCACAAGUUAAGCCCCAAGUUGUCAAGCAAGCUCAAAUACAACCAAACAACCCAGCUAAAGAAAUAUCAGAAGAAGAAACAAAACAACUCAGCGUCAAAGAAAUAGAAGAAAAAUUAGCCCAAGUGAAAGAGAAACAACAACAACAAACAAUCACAGCUCAAGCAGCAACUCCUGAAUCAACCAAAAAAUCAAAAAAGAAGAAGAAGUCGAAGGCUAAUCAUUAA
Hemisphaericaspora subhashii is the source of this 1752-nucleotide messenger RNA. It is a transcript of the gene COX15, whose product is annotated as Cox15p. The transcript has a single exon. The record is from RefSeq and is a predicted model, not a curated record. Gene Ontology annotation, cellular component: mitochondrial inner membrane. NCBI's taxonomy places the organism in Eukaryota, Fungi, Ascomycota, Pichiomycetes, Serinales, Debaryomycetaceae. Gene Ontology annotation, biological process: heme A biosynthetic process. Gene Ontology annotation, molecular function: oxidoreductase activity, acting on NAD(P)H, heme protein as acceptor. Bases 1 to 1752 code for a protein of 583 amino acids.